This is a messenger RNA of Aspergillus japonicus CBS 114.51, 1577 nucleotides long. Its product is annotated as TLC domain-containing protein. Gene Ontology annotation, cellular component: membrane. Gene Ontology annotation, biological process: ceramide biosynthetic process. The coding region runs from base 131 to 1456 and encodes 441 amino acids. NCBI's taxonomy places the organism in Eukaryota, Fungi, Ascomycota, Eurotiomycetes, Eurotiales, Aspergillaceae. The record is from RefSeq and is a predicted model, not a curated record. Gene Ontology annotation, molecular function: sphingosine N-acyltransferase activity. The transcript has 3 exons.
CCCGUGCGCCUUUCUGCUUUCGGUGGCUUGAAGAGGGCCGUUGGAUACGAAAAGGGAGGCAUCACCGGUCCCUUAUUCAACAUACAAGCAGGCGAUAAGCUAUCAGUCACAUCCUGCCACUCUGUUCAGCAUGGUUCGAGGACGUAGAUCGAGUAAUUUGGGUGCGGACAUCCGCGGUGACACCGGCGCACCGGCCAUGUCGACCAUGAAUGAAGUCAGCCCAAUUGAUGCUGAAGCCCCGAGCUGGGACAAGGUGCUGCAGUCCAGUGCCUCCGAUGACAAGUCGACGAAGCUGCCCGCGAAACGCCGCAAGAAGUCCUCUUUGCGCCGCUUCAAGGACGUUUGCCUGAAGCACACCUGGCUUCUGCCGUUGCUGAUCCUCAUUGUUCUUCUGUCCCUGUAUGCGAUCAACCCGACAACAUCGAAUCCGCUGCACAGCGCCAUCUUCCUGUCCUACCCGCAGCCCCCGAAGUACCCCGGCGGUCCGAUUAUGUACGGCAAGGGCCCCAAGGAUAUUGCUUUCGUCUCCUUCUACACGGUGGUCCUGUCUUUCACUCGUGAAUUUAUGAUGCAGCGCUGGAUCCGACCCUUUGCGGUGUACUGUGGCAUUCGCGGAAAAGGCAAAACUGCUCGGUUCAUGGAGCAGGUGUAUACAGCGAUUUACUUCGGAAUCUUCGGUCCCUUUGGUCUGUAUGUCAUGUACAGAUCCGACAUCUGGUAUUUCAACACUACAGCCAUGUUUGAAGGCUUUCCUCACCGGGAGCAUGAAGCGCUGUUCAAGGCCUACUACCUGCUCGAGGCGAGCUACUGGGCGCAACAGGCGAUUGUCUUGAUGCUUCAAUUGGAGAAGCCCCGCAAAGACUUCAAGGAGCUGGUGGCACACCACAUAAUCACCUUGGCCCUGAUCGGACUGAGCUACAGGUUCCAUUUCACUUACAUGGGUAUCGCCGUGUAUAUUACGCACGAUAUCUCUGACUUCUUCCUUGCCACCUCCAAGACCCUCAACUACCUCGACCACUGGAUCACUGCGCCGUACUUCGGUAUGUUCGUCGGCAUGUGGAUCUAUCUUCGUCACUACCUGAACCUGAAGAUCCUCUGGGCUGUUCUGACUGAGUUCCGCACUGUUGGACCCUUCGAGCUUAAUUGGGAGACUCAGCAGUACAAGUGCUGGAUCAGUCAAUACAUCACCUUCGCCUUGCUGGCCAGUCUGCAAGCUGUCAAUCUGUUCUGGCUUUUCCUGAUUCUGCGAAUCCUGAAGAACUACAUCAUCAGCGACAUCAAGAAGGACGAGAGAAGCGAUGAUGAGGAUACGGAGGAGGAGAUUCCUAUUCCCGACGCAAGCAGCCAUGCCACCAUCGCAACGGGUAUCGAGGAGCCGACGCUGAGUGCCCGCAGCAAGGAGAACAAGACUCCCCAAGUCCUUGUGAACGGUCAGCCGGUGUACAACAAGCACUAGCCAACUGCGAAUUGCAGACUGGUCGGUCUCCUACUAUCGAGCUGCGGCGAAAGUGCGCAUCUGAGCGGUCCAUCCCCGGAUCGUGUAGCCCACCCUUGGGUGAGGCUUGUCUAUAACUUUU